AUGUUCAAGAGCACCUUCCAGUCGGGCUUCCUGUCAAUACUGUACAGCAUAGGCAGCAAGCCGCUGCAAAUAUGGGACAAGAAAGUUCAAAAUGGUCACAUCAAGAGGAUCACCGAUGAGGACAUCCAGAGCUCAGUGCUGGAGAUCAUGAGCACAAAUGUCAGCACAACAUACAUCACGUGCCCGGCAGACCCCACUCGGACACUUGGCAUUAAGCUACCUUUCCUGGUUAUGAUCAUCAAGAACCUCAAGAAAUACUUCAGCUUCGAGGUACAGGUGCUCGAUGAUAAGAAUGUGCGCAGGAGGUUCAGAGCAUCAAAUUAUCAGUCAACCACGCGCGUGAAGCCCUUCAUAUGCACAAUGCCAAUGCGACUGGACGAGGGAUGGAACCAGAUCCAGUUCAACCUUUCGGAUUUCACAAGGCGAGCAUACGGAACAAAUUACAUCGAGACCCUUCGAGUCCAGAUCCAUGCGAACUGCCGCAUUCGCCGCAUUUACUUCUCAGAUAGACUGUAUUCUGAAGAGGAGCUGCCGCCCGAGUUCAAAUUGUUCUUACCAAUUCAAAAGUCAUGA
Messenger RNA from Ostreobium quekettii, 573 nucleotides. NCBI's taxonomy places the organism in Eukaryota, Viridiplantae, Chlorophyta, Ulvophyceae, Bryopsidales, Ostreobiaceae. The record is from the annotation of a GenBank genome assembly.